AUGGAGCUGGAGGAGGCUGAGGCUGUUAGACCGAGCAAGAGAAAGUUUCACUAUCACAAGGCCUUUGGUGAAGCGGCAGAGUUUUUGCAGCUGCUGGGGCAGUGCAAUGCAUCGGCCAUCGCGAUCUACAUCCGAGAACCUACACCGGUGGAGCGAGACUACUACAUUGAGUUCGGGCUGGACAUCUACAACCCGCUGAAGACACCUCCUUUGACCGACAACUUCUGGCAGUGCACGGUCUACAGCGCCAACUCGGACUCCAACGGGAAUCGCAUCAUCAAGGCGUCCAAGGCUUUCCAAAGCUGGGACAUCGUACCUCAGCUCGAGAACUUGGAGGUGCGACUGCUGGGGCCAAAUACAGCAGCAGAGACCUUGUCGUCUAUCCACGUGGAGUUCACGCCCGUGACGACCGCAGAGGACAUUGCAAUACAGUUCCACGAGCCGAUGGACUUCGACUUCAGUGCGGCCUCCACGGAAGACGAGGACAACCAGGUCAUCUUUCUCAGGGAGGGGCCUCUCCUGCGCAUCCGCAUGGAUAUCAUACAAGGUGUCCGCACUAUCAUCGUGCUCAGGAACGUGUUGCUGGGGAAGAUCGGUGGGCAGACCGAUAUCUCCAUCACCACCUGGACGGGCGGCCUCUUCCAGAAUGGCAUCUGGCUGCCAGGCACAAAGCAGGACGAGCGGCUCAAUUUCCGGAAUGGCUUCCGCCUGCCCGGCAGAGUGGAAAUCCUCUACGACAAGUUGGAGAACACCUUCCAGCGGGAUCCGUUCACCUACCCGGAGCAGUCGCUCUGGAACACGCAAAUGGGACGCCCAGCCUAUGCAGAGUUCCAUUUCCACAUCUCGGUGCAAGCCGAGGUGGGCGACUUCCUGAUGAUCUCGGCCUGGCCGUUUCAGCCUACACGGAGUAUCUUUACGCUGGUUGAGAGCCCGAUUGGUCAGAGCAUCUCCAGCAAUGCGGUCGUCAAGAAGGCAGUUGCCAACGAGAUCACCACUGUCUUCGGUGGCCAAAUCCACGCCAGACUGUUGGAACCGCUCAUUCCAUACCGUCGCUACGAAGUGGUCACCUCUGUGAUCGCUCCCACAGCACAAGCGGCGAAGGACCAUGGCGCUGUAAUUCAGUGGUUCAUCGAGACCCGUGAUCUGGGUCAGCUGCCGACGAACACCAACGAUGGCAACUCACGCGAGUUUCCCAUUGUGGAGGAGUACCGCUUCAUGGUGUCGGCUGUUCGCUCGCCACCGCUCGCCUCGAUCAUCGUCAGCCUCGAUGUGACCCCAGCCCUCGAUGCGCCUACGCUGCUGCGCGUGAUCGCUCCACUCGGCUUCAACUUCACGGAGAACUGCAUUGGGCCGGGCGACUCAGUGUACAUCGAAGCGUGCGUGCCUGGACAGGUCACGCCCAGCGGUCGGAGCACGGCAGAGUUGACUGUCCGAGGAGCACCUGCCGUGGGACUGGAGGGCAUGGCCGUUGGCAUCCUGGUGCGGAUCGACUCCCCCACGCAGACGCCUGUUGCCAAAGAGUGGUUCAUAGAAGGUGUGGAUGCCUUGUCCGAUCGGCAGCUCGGUUGGGGUCAAGCUGACGGCAUUGACGUGCUGCCCAUGCAGGACACUAUGGUCAUCUAUCCGGGCUUCACUGGAGUCCGAAGUCGCAUCGUGUGGCGAUUCCGAACACGAGAGAUGGUUCAGGCCGGCGGCUACCUCGAGGUGCGCUUGCCCUUCGGCUUCGCGCCGGAAUGUUCCAUGGCCACCCUGGAGGCUAUCGCGCUUCCGAUUACAGGCGGUUGCCGGGUGGUGAAUGAGGCCUUGCUCUAUGUCUUCAUGAACACCACCAUGGUCCCCCGCGAGUACGUCUUUGCCUUCUUCCUCACACCUCCGGCCGCCACUCCGCUUUUCAACGAGCUGUCGAUCAUCUUGCGGGAUCGCUUUGGCGCUGUCUCGGAUGCUGCCGUGUCUAUCCCUGGGUCCAAAGUGCUCGACAAGCUGCGGAUCCGAGAGGGUCAGUUGCUCUGGACUUCCACGAAGCCAUUCCGCGAGUCGACCAUCACCGUGAGCUUUGACAUCUUGGAGUCUUUGCCUGAUCUAAUCGUCGCACCAGACCAGCAGAUCGAUGAGAUCCUGAUCACACUGCCCUACGGCUUCGUUCACUUGGUGGAGAAGCCGACGGACUUGCAGCUGAUGAACGAGAACAUGCCUCUGCGGGAAGUGGACUACCUGGACUACUUCCAGAAGGAUCGAAUCCGGAUAUCCUUGGAACUGAACCAGUCCUCGUGGGUCACGCUUUCGUCCGGCAGCUACGGCUUCCGUUUCAAUGUGAUGGUCCCUUCGCCACUUCCGACGUUUAACGUCUGGUUUGUGAGCCUCUGCAGUCCGAGCUACCCGGAGGGCUGCUCGCAAAUCACAGAUCCGGCAGUGAUGGCCACGUUCGCAAUGACCGGUCGCCUCCCUCCUGGUUCUGCUGGCUCUGAGCGCAUCAACCAGAUGAGCUUCGGGCGCCAUGCGCAGAAUCGCACCCACAUCCGCCAGCUUUUGAAACCGUUGAAACUCAGCGAUGUUUUCAAGCUGCGGCCGGACAACCUGGGAGACGGAGCGGCUGGCCGCAAGAUAGGAGCUUUCGAGAAGAGCCAGGCUCGAGGACGGGAGCGCUUCGGCGAGCGCUGCCUCGUGGAUGAGCGUGGGAAGCCUGCCCUGACCUACAUCACACCAUUGUCCUUUGCCUCACGGAGCUUGCAGGAGUUCGCCGAUUCCUACGCCAUGUUAAUGAUCCUUGCAAGUGUCCAAGGGGCUUUUGCUGGGGCGUGGGAGCGGGGGUACACAGAUCAGCGCGUGCUCCUGCGGGAGAUCCGGCUCGAGCCCGAUGUGGUGGUUCUCCUCAUCAACGAGCUCGUUCAGCUGGGCUUGUUUCCUGGGAGUUUGUGCUCGUCGUCCUUGCGAUUUGCAGCUGCCCUGGCACGGCAGACGAGGCGAUUCCAUCUGCGCAAGAUGAACCUUGCAUCGGCCGAGGUGCAAACCGCGCUGCGGCAGCUUGGCAAACUAGACGCCUUUCUGGUCGAGGACUGCACUUUGGGGGCAGAGGGCUUCAAGCAGCUCGAGGAGGUCCUUCGGAGCUGUGUUGAGCUGUCGUUUCUCCGCUGCCCCUUGGGUGCCCUACCACCAGGAUUCACCGAGCUGGCUCCACGCGCACUGCGGCUCCGGAGCUGCAAACUGGAUGCAGACGCCUUGUCCGAGAUGAGCACAGCAGUCAGGGCCCAGCCAGAGCUUUCGGCAGUGGAGCUCCUCACGGCGUUACCCGGCAAAGGCACAGAAGGAGAGGGCCCGGCUACUUCGCUGGUCAGCCGGAAGAUGGCCCUGAACCUUCUGGCUCUGGACCUCUCGGAAAAUCACCUGGCAGGCGCUGGCCGCACUAUGGCGCUUCUCCUCCGCUACUGCCACCAACUUGCGCUGCUCCAGCUGGAAGACUGUGCACUAAGCUUGGAAGACCUCACGCUGCUCUCCCGCGCGUUGGCUCGCUCUCGUGCCCGGGUGUUGCCGAGUGUUUCGGAAGCCAAGGUUUAA
Molecule: messenger RNA, 3552 nt
Organism: Symbiodinium sp. CCMP2592
Lineage: Eukaryota; Dinophyceae; Suessiales; Symbiodiniaceae
Source: the annotation of a GenBank genome assembly